AAAGAGAAUGCAAAGAAAUGGGUGGAGAGGAAGUAAGGGAAGCAGAGUGAGCGAGCAGUAAUGUUAACUUGUGGAGCAAAAUGGAUGUCAGCCUCUCCAAUUCCAUCCAAAUGCUCACGGCCUUCUUCUUCUUCAUCUUCUUCCACCAAUAACUAUCGACCCGCCGUCAUUCUCCCGGGGUUAGGGAACAAUUCCGGUGACUACCAGAAGUUGGAGGCAACUCUGAACAAUAACUACGGUGUGUCCACCGUUGUUGCCAAGGUGUCAAGACCUGAUUGGCUCCGGAAUGCCGCUGGUUUGAUCGAUCCCAAUUACUGGCGUGGCACUCUUCAACCAACGCCCAUCCUCGAUUGGUAUUUGAAGAGAGUUGAUGAUGCUGUUCAAGAGGCCAUGGAUUUAGCACCUCCUGAGACCACUCUAUCAUUGAUUGGUCACUCGGCCGGAGGAUGGCUUGCGCGUCUGUAUAUGCAGCAAUUUGGGGUGUCCAAUAUAUCACUGUUAUUAACUCUUGGAACCCCUCAUCAUCCACCUCCAAAAGGCGUCCCUGGUGUUAUCGAUCAAACCAGGGGUCUCCUUGAUUAUGUUCAACAAUAUUGCUCCAAACCUGUUUACACCCCUCACCUCAAGUAUGUAUGCAUAGCAGGAAGGUAUAUUCAAGGGGCUCCCCUUUUUGGAAACUCAAAUCCAAAUGCUGAGCCUGCACUUCCUACAGAUACUUCUCAUCUACUUCCCGAGGAGGCUGCUAUUAUCAAAGCUGCAACCACUUCUUCACCUAACAUAACAUUGCGUGCUCGCUUUGUUGGCCAAGGAUACAAGCAGGUUUGUGGGCAAGCAGAUGUAUGGGGCGAUGGUGUUGUGCCAGAAGUAUCAGCUCAUCUUGACGGUGCACUUAACAUUUCCCUGGAUGGAGUUUACCACUCCCCGGUUGGUUCAGAUGAUCUCAUUAGACCAUGGUAUGGUUCCCCUGAUGUGUUGGAACAAUGGAUAGAACACCUCUUUAAUUAGCUUGAAGAUGCUAGUGAAUGCUAUUACUGUACCAUUAUAGAAAAUGAUUUUCAUUCUUCUUGUAUUUAUGGCUAUUGUUUCGUUUAUCACAAAGCAAUAUUUCCCUGGCCUUUCUAAUCUGUUUGCUACUGGUAUGUCUAUAGAGGUCAUAACCUAAUUGAUAUUUUUAGGGAUCAUAGCUCAUUUGUCUCA
Messenger RNA from Medicago truncatula (barrel medic), 1197 nucleotides. RefSeq lists its product as uncharacterized. Gene Ontology annotation, cellular component: chloroplast. The record is from RefSeq and is a predicted model, not a curated record. The transcript is spliced from 4 exons. NCBI's taxonomy places the organism in Eukaryota, Viridiplantae, Streptophyta, Magnoliopsida, Fabales, Fabaceae. Bases 61 to 1005 code for a protein of 314 amino acids. Gene Ontology annotation, molecular function: hydrolase activity, acting on ester bonds.